AUGUAUCGAAUGAUGGACGGAGACAAGAUCAAGACAUGCAUAUCUGAGGAACUUGUCCAAAAGUGCAUUGAUAUAGCUGCUCCACAUGGACUGAGAACCAAGCUCCUGAGUCCCAAUCUCGAUCCUUUCAAAGAACACUUUGUCAUGUGUGCUUCCUCCAAAGACAGCCAGUUCUCUGCCAAGCAAAACGAAUUCUUGCUGAAGGGCCGCACUGGACUUAUAGAGAGAGACAAGUACAGUGCAGACGACAGCAUUUGUGCCCAGAUGGCUGCCAUGGUCUUGCCCUUUUACGAACAAGUCGAUUCAAGAAAAGAAGAUGCACUCACUCCAAGAGUCAAAGACACUCUGCUUUCCAGAAAUGUGACCCAGCUUGCUCUAGAUGCCAAACUCAGACAAGUCAAAACAUGCACCAUGGACUUCAACUCCUCUGUGUAUGGUAUAGACAAACCUCUGGACAAAAGCAUUGUGACGAUUUGCAAAGAGGUUGCUUAUGUGCCAGAAAAAGAAGUGCAUGCAAUGAUUCAGAGGAAGACCUAUGACAGAAAAUAUGGAGAUGCUGUUGAACUCACCAAAGCAAUGGCCAAACUGGAUAUCCCCGAAAUCAGUGAACUGUUUGAGAUGUCUAAAGCUGACAUGGAGCGAGUGAGGCAAACAAUUGACCCCAAACCUGUUGCAGCUUCCACUCCAGUUGCAAAGCCUUCAGGCUCUAUAGCUGCUUCAGUCAAGAAACGCAAACGAAAACAAAGAGAAGUGUACGAUAUGGCCCUGGAAAGAGUAAAGGCUGGAAGGAAAAAGAGGAAGGCACAAAAGUAA
This is a messenger RNA of Halichondria panicea, 813 nucleotides long. RefSeq lists its product as uncharacterized. The record is from RefSeq and is a predicted model, not a curated record. NCBI's taxonomy places the organism in Eukaryota, Metazoa, Porifera, Demospongiae, Suberitida, Halichondriidae. The transcript has a single exon. Bases 1 to 813 code for a protein of 270 amino acids.